CCAGAGCGCGAUCGGAGGCGCCACAUCACAGCUGGGACAGCAGACGCGCGGAGUGAUUCGCGGAGUCGGCGGAGGACCCGCCGGUCGCGGAUUGUACUCUUGGGAGGAGUACGGUGCUGAGAGGGGCUCGGAAGGGUUGGGUUGCUGGCUCUCUCGGAUCUUUUGGGUACUGGACUACAUUUUCCAGAAGCCUGCGGGUGUAACGUCACUUCCUACUAGGUUGCACGUCACUUUCUACUAGGGUGUCGGCGCUGUUAAUGCUGGAACGAGUUGAGCCGCACAGCGGCUGAGGGAGCGCGGACUGUUGAUCUGGACCCGGACCGCUGGGACCCGGCAGGACGCCGGAGAAGCAGAAGGUGACCAGAGAACAAGGGAAGAGUAGCUGUUGGACAACUAAGAGUUUUAUCCAAGGGAUCGAACCCGUGUCCCCUGCAGUGGAAGCACAGAGUCUGAGCCACUUGGACCUCCAGGGAAGUACCACCAAAUUUUUUAAAUGAGCAAAGAAUUGGAAUACACAUUUCUCCAAAGAAAAUAUACAAAUGACAAAUAAGCACAUAAAGAUGUUCAACAUCAUUGGGGAAAUGCAAAUCAAAAUCACGACAUACCACUUCAAACCCACUAGAAUGAAUUUAAUCCAAAAGAUGGCGAAGAUGUGGAAAAAAUGGAACUUUGAUAUAUUGGUGGAACUGUAAGAUGAUGCAGCUGCUUUGAAAAAGAGUUGGCAGUUCCUCAGAAAGGUAAGCAUGGGCCUUCCCUGGUGGCGCAGUGGCUGAGAGUCUGCCUGCCAAUGCAUGGGACACGGAUUCGAGCCCUGGUCUGGGAAGAUCCCACAUGCCGCGGAGCAACUAGGCCCAUGAGCCACAACUACUGAGCCUGCACGUCUGGAGCCCGUGCUCCGCCACAAGAGAGGCUGCGAUAGUGAGAGGCCCGCGCACCGCGAUGAAGAGUGGCCCCCGCUCGCCACAACUAGAGAAAGCCCUCGCACAGAAACGAAGACCCAACGCAGACAUAAAUAAAUAAAUAAAUAAACUUUAAAAAAAAAAAAAAGGACUCAGCACUUCUCCAUGAGAAGAAGCCAGAGGAGGACUAAUAAUUUGCCCUUCUAAGCCAUGCCCCAUAGGUUGGUGUUGUUCAAAGAUGUAGCCAUAGACUUCUCACAGGAAGAGUGGGAGUGCCUGGAAUUGGAACAGAGGGAUUUGUACAGAGACGUGAUGUUGGAGAACUACAGCAACCUGGUCUCACUGGGAUUUUCCAUUUCUAAGCCAGAUGUGCUCUCCUUAUUGGAGCAAGGGAAGGACCCUUGGAAGGUUGUACGGGAUGUGACAAGAGGUCUGAGCCCAGACUGGGAAUCCAGGUGUGAAAACAAGAAGCUAUCAUCAAAAAGAGAAAUUUAUGAACUAGAAGCAUCUCAGUGGGAGAUAAUAGAACAACUUACAAGCCGUAAGUGUGAGUGCAAAAGUUUUCAAGAUGAUAAGGAUUGCAGAGACCAGUUUGAAAGCCAUUUAGGAAAUAAAGAGGGACUUUUUAGGCAACUAGUAGUUUAUGAAGAAAUGCCUAACUUUAGUCAAACCACAUCCGUUACGUUACAACAGAGAAUUCAUUCUACUGAGAAAUUCUGUGAAUGUAAAGCAUGCAGAAAAUAUUUUAUCCUUGGCUUUCAACAGACUGAACAUCAGAAAAAUCAUUCUGAUGAAAAAUUCUAUGAAUGUAAAGAAUGUGGAAAGGCCUUUAUUCAGGACUCACAACUUACUUACCAUCAGAGAGUUCAUGUUGCUAAGAAACCCUAUGAAUGUAAGGAAUGUAGAAAAGCUUUUAUCUGUGCCUCGAAACUUAUUUAUCAUCAAAGAAUUCAUACUGGAGAGAAACCUUAUGAAUGUAAAGAGUGUGGGAAGGCCUUUAUUCGUAGCUCUCAUCUUACUCAGCAUCAAAGAAUUCAUACUGGUGAAAGACCCUAUGAAUGUAAUGCAUGUGGGAAGGCGUUUUUUCGUGGCUCACAACUUACUUACCAUCAGAGAGUUCAUACUGCAGAGAAACCCUAUCGAUGUAAGGAAUGUGGAAAGGCCUUUAUUCGUGGCUCUCAACUUACUGAACAUCAGAGAAUUCAUACUGGUGAGAAACCCUAUGAAUGUAAGAAAUGUGGGAAAGCCUUUAGUUAUGGUUCACAGCUUACUCUACAUUAUAGACUCCAUACUGGUGAAAAGCCUUAUAAAUGUAAAGAUUGUGAGAUGUCCUUUAUUCGUGGCUCACAACUUACUGAACAUCAGAGGAUUCAUACAGGUAAGAAACCACACGAAUGUAAGGAGUGCGGAAAGGCCUUUAACUAUGGCUCACAGCUUAUUCGACAUCAGAGAAUUCAUACUGGCGAGAAACCAUAUGAAUGUCAAGAAUGUGGGAAAUCAUUUAUUCGUGGCUCACAACUUACUGAACAUCAAAAAAUUCACACUGGUGAAAAACCCUUUGAAUGUAAGGAAUGUGGGAAAGCCUUUAUUCGUGGCUCACAUCUUACUCAGCAUCAGAGAAUUCAUACUGGUGAAAAACCCUAUGAAUGUAAAGAGUGUGGAAAGGCCUUUAUUUAUGGCUCACAACUGUCUCAACAUCAGAAAAUUCAUACAGGUGAGAAUCCCUAUGAAUGUAAGCAGUGUGGGAAGAUCUUCAUUUGUGCUUCACAACUUAAUCUACAUCAGAUUUUUCAUACUGGUAGGAAACCAUAUGAAUGUAAGGAAUGUGGUAAGACUUUUAUUCGUAGCUCACAGCUAACUUACCAUCAGAGAGUUCAUACUGGUGAGAAGCCCUAUGAGUGUAAUGAAUGUGGGAAGGCCUUUAUUCGUGGUUCACAUCUGACUCAGCAUCAGAGAAUUCAUACUGGUGAGAAACCAUACAAAUGUAACGAAUGUGGAAGGGCCUUUAAUCGUGGAUCACAACUUACUCAACAUCAGAGAAUUCAUUCUGGCGAGAAGCCUUAUAAAUGUAAUGCAUGUGGUAAGAACUUUAGACGUCAUUCACACCUUACUCAACAUCAGAAACUUCAUAAUGGAGAAAAACUGUGUCAUUCUACUGAGAAACCCUAUAAAUGUAAGGAAUGUGGGAAGGCUUUUAGACGAGCCUCACACCUAACUCAACAUCAGAGUAUUCAUACUGGUGAAAAACCCUAUGAAUGUAAGCAAUGUGGGAAGGCCUUUAGUCGUGAUUCACAACUCAGUCUUCAUCAGAGACUUCAUACUGGUGAGAAACCCUAUGCAUGCAAGGAAUGUGGGAAAGCCUUUACUCAGAGCUCACAACUUAUUUUACAUCAUAGGAUUCAUACUGGUGAAAAACCAUAUAAAUGUGAAGAAUGUGGGAAAGCCUUUAUUCGAAGCUCACAACUCACCCGACAUCAAAAAGUCCAUACUGGGGAGAAACCUUAUGAAUGUAAAGAAUGUGGGAAGGCCUUUACUCAGAACUCACAACUUACUCUGCACCAGAGACUUCAUACUGGUGAGAAACUCUAUGAAUGUAAAGAAUGUAGAAAGGUCUUUACGCAGCUCUCACAACUUAUUCUUCAUAAGAGAAUUCAUACCGGUGAAAAACCCUAUGAAUGUAAGGAAUGUGGCAAAGCUUUUAUUUGUGGCUCACAGCUUUCUCAACAUCAGAAAAUUCAUAAUGGGGAAAAGCCAUACGAAUGUCAGGAAUGUGGAAAGGCUUUUAUUCGCGGCUCAUUACUUAUGCAACAUCAGAGGAUUCAUACUGGUGAAAAACCCUAUAAAUGUGAAGAAUGUGGGAAGGCCUUUAUCCGUGGCUCACAACUUACUCAACACCAGAGAAUUCAUACCAAUGAGAAGCCCUAUGAAUGUAAGGAAUGUGGAAAGACCUUUAGUCAUGGCUCACAACUUACUCAACAUCAGAGAAUUCAUACUGGUGAGAAACCCUAUCAGUGUAAGGAAUGUGGAAAGGCCUUUAAUCGUGGCUCCCUCCUUACUCGACAUCAAAGGAUUCAUACUGGUGAAAAACCCUAUGAGUGUAAAGAAUGUGGAAAGACCUUUAGUCGUGGCUCAGAACUUACUCAACAUGAGAGAAUUCACACUGGUGAGAAACCCUAUGAGUGUAAGGAAUGUGGGAAGUCUUUUAUUCGUGGCUCACAGCUUACUCAACAUCAGAGAAUUCAUACUGGUGAGAAACCCUAUGAAUGUAAAGAAUGCAGAAUGGCCUUUACACAGAGUUCACAUCUUUCUCAACAUCAGAGACUUCAUACUGGUGAGAAACCCUACAUAUGUAAUGAAUGUGGGAAGGCCUUUGCUCGUGGCUUACUACUUAUACAGCAUCAGAGAAUUCAUACAGGUGAGAAACCAUAUCAGUGUAAGGAAUGUGGGAAGGCCUUUAUUCGUGGUUCACAACUUACUCAACAUCAGCGAAUUCACACUGGAGAAAAACCCUAUGAAUGCAAGGAAUGUGGGAAGGCCUUUAGUCACGGUUCUCAACUUACUCUACAUCAGAGAAUCCAUACUGGUGAGAAACCCUAUGAAUGCAAAGAGUGUAGAAAAGCCUUUACUCAGAGCUCACAUCUUUCUCGACAUCAGAGAGUUCAUACUGGUGAGAAACCAUAUCAGUGUAAGGAAUGUGGGAAGGCCUUUACUCGUGGUUCACAACUAACUCAACAUCAAAGGGUUCAUAUCAGUGAGAAAUCUUUUGAAUAUAAGGAAUGUGAAAUAGACUUCAGUCAUGGCUCACAAGUUUAUAUAUGAAUUAUCUGAUGCUUGUGACUAAUAUAGAGAGCCUUCUCUGGUCAUUAAUUCAUUAUCAUCAAAGAAUUCUUAAAAUGUGAAUAUUCAAACACAUUUGCUUCAUAAAGUUCAGCAUCAGUGAAUUUGUAUGGGGGAAAGAUAAUGAUAAUGUAAUCCAUAUAGAAAAACCUACUAAACUUUAGCAAAUUAUAAUAGAGAAUAAUUCUGUUAAUGUAAAUAUAGGAAGACUUUUAGCCAUAGCAUAUGUCUUUUUCAACAUUAUCUUGACUCAGUUGAUUUCCUUUGUGACAUUUAACAUGAUAACUAACCACUGCUUUGGUUUAAUCAAUUAUCAGAUAGACCUAAGACUAAUUCCUUGUAAGAUUCUUGGAAGUAUUAUGUAAGUUAUUACAUAAUAAAGUUCUUAGGACAGUGCCUUCAACAUAGCAUAUCACAGAUAUAAGCUAUCAUUAUGACUCAUGUUAUUUUAGAGAAUUUGCAUGAGAGGAGGACAUUUAUUAGUAUAAUGAAUGUUGAGAAUCUUUCAUUAACAUUUAACCCUGAUUUUCUGAGUGGGGGGCACUGUAUGCUGUAAUGAAUAUGAGAAAACUUUCAUUCACAUCUCAUCCCAUAUGGUGUACGAGGAAAUUCGUAGUGUAAAAAAAAAACCCUGUACACUUAAUCAGUGGAUUGUUGAAGAGGUGUGAAGUGAAUUGUAACAAAGUCCAAAAGCUCAUAUUUUCUACCAUCUCUGACCACAGUUCAAGAAUGUUACUUAGAAAUGAAAAAAAUUGGAUAGCCAAAAUAAAUCUUUAUACUAGGAAAUUUUUAAAAACUUGAAUGCACAGCUUUUGAAUUAAACUAAAAAACUGACAUUAUAGACUAUUUUGCAAUGAAAACUGAUAAGAAUCUGUGUCAGAGACUGCUAUUUCCCUACCCGAUAUUCAUUUUCCCUUCUUCAGUAAUAGAAUUCUUGGCUGAAAAGCUGUCUCAGCCUCCCUUGCAGAUCCACAAGAUGUAAGUGGUGUUUGUAUGAAUAGGACAUUUAAGAAAUCCUUAUUUUCUCUCUGCACUUUUUUGUUUCCCUGCCUACAAUGUGGAUAUUUAAUCUGCACCUCUGGCAAUUUUAUGGGGACUUUGAGAAUGGUAUCUGGGUAUUAAGGAUGUUGGAGCAGAAAUACAGAACAUGUCUACACCUAUGCUGAUUUUAUGAAACAGCCAUACAAAUUCGGGUCUGCCUGCCUUCUGUAUUUCUUUAUAUAAAAUUAAACUUCUUAUUUGUUGA
This is a messenger RNA of Balaenoptera ricei (Rice's whale), 5982 nucleotides long. Its product is annotated as zinc finger protein 420. Gene Ontology annotation, biological process: negative regulation of transcription by RNA polymerase II. NCBI's taxonomy places the organism in Eukaryota, Metazoa, Chordata, Mammalia, Artiodactyla, Balaenopteridae. Gene Ontology annotation, molecular function: RNA polymerase II cis-regulatory region sequence-specific DNA binding; DNA-binding transcription activator activity, RNA polymerase II-specific; DNA-binding transcription repressor activity, RNA polymerase II-specific. Gene Ontology annotation, cellular component: nucleus. The coding region runs from base 1110 to 4718 and encodes 1202 amino acids. The transcript has 8 exons. The record is from RefSeq and is a predicted model, not a curated record.